AUGGCUACUCAAGGGGAAGUGGAUGUGUAUAUUGCACAGCUAUUGAAUUGUGAGCUCAUUGGUGAACUUGAAGUGAAGAAACUGUGCGAAAAGGCGAAGGAAAUUCUAUUGGGAGAGAAGAACGUGAAGCGAGUGCAUGCACCAGUUACUGUGUGUGGAGAUAUUCACGGGCAGUUCUAUGACUUAAAGGAAUUAUUUGAAAUUGGGGGUUUUAUCCCUAUUAUGAAUUACCUGUUUAUGGGAGAUUAUGUCGAUCGCGGAUUUUACAGUGUAGAAAGUUUUCUGCUCCUUUUAUCAUUGAAAGUCAGGUACCCUGAUCGAAUAACUUUAAUUAGAGGAAAUCACGAAUCCAGACAAAUAACCCAAGUGUAUGGAUUCUACGACGAAUGUUUGAGAAAGUACGGCGGAAUCACGGUGUGGAAAUAUUGCACAGAUGUUUUCGACUAUUUGAGCCUUUGUGCUGUGAUUGACGGGAAAGUAUUUUGUGUCCAUGGUGGGUUAUCUCCUGCAGUGGAAACUAUAGAUCAAAUAAAUUGUAUAAUGAAAGUGCAAGACAUUCCAACUGAAGGUGCCAUGUGUGACUUACUAUGGUCAGAUCCCGAUGACAUUCAAGGAUGGGGAGUAAACUCCCGAGGUGCUGGGUAUUUGUAUGGAGGGGACGUCGCACAUCGUUUCAGUCAAUCGAACGGGAUCGAUUUGAUCUGUAGAUCGCACCAGUUGGCGAUGGAAGGAAUUAAAUGGCAUUUCAAUAAUUUAGUGUGCACAGUAUGGUCAGCACCGAACUAUUGCUAUAGAUGUGGCAACGUUGCGGCUAUCUUGGAACUUGACGAAUAUCUACAGCGACAGUUUACCAUUUUUGAUGCCGCCCCUUGUCAAAGUAGAGAAGUAGCCGAGAUCAAGAACCUACCUGAUUAUUUUCUCUAA
This is a messenger RNA of Gryllus bimaculatus (two-spotted cricket), 924 nucleotides long. The record is from the annotation of a GenBank genome assembly. NCBI's taxonomy places the organism in Eukaryota, Metazoa, Arthropoda, Insecta, Orthoptera, Gryllidae.